AUGACUCAACAUGAAGCAAUCUUGAAGGAUACACCCACCCAACAUGGAGCUGACAUGAAAGACUCUCUAUCGCAAAGUCAUAUCAAACAAACUGACAAUAACACUGCGUAUGAGCUGAAGAUGACUGAAACAACAACACAGUCUGAAAUGAAAAUGCACAGUAUUGAUACUCAAACACCUGGGUAUCCUAUUCCUAUUGAGGACGCUAUUCUGCGAGAGAUCGUUUCUCCUGUCCAGUAUGCAGCACCACAAAUGCCAUCACCUAAAUCUGACAGUACAACCCAGUACGAGAUUUCACAACUUGACAUAGCUGCGCAAUAUGAAAAGAUGACGGAGGACAACGCAACUCAGUACGUUUUCACAGCAGCUCAUUCUACUACUCAAUACGAGAGGGCAGAUAAGGACAUUGAGACCCAGCAUAAGACGACACAGGAAGAUGUUAACACUCAAAGUGAGGUCGAAAAUUCUCCAUCUGGAAUUCAAGCAGUCAACGAAGUAAGCGUCCAAGCUUCAUCUCCAAUCUUGACACGAGUUAACAACCAAUUAAUUCAGACCUCUCUCCAAGCAGGAAAAAUUAAGCGAACAAUGUAUACAGAGAUUGAGGUAAAGGGUGAUGACAUGUCUACGCAGUAUGAGAAGGCAACCCAAGAAAGCACUACUCAACAUGAUAUCAAACAAACAGACACUGACACUGUGUAUGAGCUGAAGACGAACGAAACAACAACACAGUCUGAAAUGACAAUGCACAGUACAGAUACUCAAACACCUGGAUAUCCUAUUCCUGUUGAGGACGCUAUUCUGCGAGAGAUUGUUUCUCCCGUCCAGCAUGCAGCACCACAAAUGCCAUCACCUAAAACUGACAGUUCAAGUCAGUAUGAAAGGAACAUGGUCAGUGCUAUGAUCCAAUAUGAUCUAAAGAUGCAGGAAAGUUCCAUCCAGUACCAACUGAAUGGCCAAGAUGGAGCUUCCCAGUAUGACAUUCAACAGGAGGAAUCUACAACACAAGCUGUCAUAGAGAACCAGCUGUUUACCAGCCAGACCGAACUUGAGACUCAACAGCAAGCUUCAUCUCCAAUCCUUCGUCGUGUUACCAGUCAGGCACUUCAGACUCCUCAACCCAAAGGAAUCCAGAAGAGCGAUGGGUUGACACAAUACGAACUUAAACGGGAUGACAUGUCUACCCAGUCUGAAGUAAAGAAAGAAGAUUCUACAAGCCAACAUGUAUUCAAACAAGAUGACAAAGUGACACACUAUGAUAUUGUCGGGAAAGAAGGUUCCACUCAGUAUGAAAAGAAGGAUGGAGACAUGUCAACGCAACACAUCGUGAAGGGGCAAGAUAUCACUACUCAAUCUGGAGUUGCUCUUCAAGAAACUAUGACUCAACAUGAAGCAAUCUUGAAGGAUACACCCACCCAACAUGGAGCGGACAUGAAAGACACUCCAUCGCAAAGUGGUAUCAAGAUCUCGCAUAUGGCAGCGUCUCCUAUUCUUCGAACAAAAUCAAGCCAGAUUAUGCAAACACCACAUAGCUUGAAGGAUGGGGAGAGUCAAUAUGAGAGAAGUACAAUUGACAGAACAAGUCAACAUGACAGAUCGGGUGAAAGUACAGCCACUCAAUAUGAUAUGAGAGGUAGUGAGAAUACAACUCAAUACCAGAAGGAUGUCCAAGAUGUUCUUACAGAAUAUGUGAUGGACCGACAAGACAGAGAAACACAGCAUGAGAUUGAGAGUCAGUUAUUUGCAAAUCAAACUGAAUAUGAGUCUCAACAACAAGCCACAUCGCCGAUCCUUCGUCGUGUCCUCAGUCAGGCACUUCAGACGCCUAAGCCAACAGGAGUUCAGAAGAGCGAUGGGAUGACACAGUACGAGCUUAAGCAGGAUGAUUCAUCAUCACAAUUUGUGAUAACUGCUGCUUCUAUCCCUACUCAAUAUGAGACUCCGACAGCUGAUGGAACUACACAGUAUAUAAGUCAAUUUGGAGAGAGGUCAACCCAAUACGACACAAAGAAAACUGACACUAUGACGCAGCACCGAGGAAGUCAACAGGAUGCAUCAAGUCAGCAUGAAAGGCCUGUUACUGAUGGAACAAGUCAGUAUGUCAGAACAUUCGAGAGUGCUACAACCCAAUACGAUAUCAGAGGCAUUGACAGUACAUCUCAGUAUCUGACAGAGGUACAAGAUGGUACUACAGAGUAUCUCUUAGAUCAGCAAGAAAUCCAUACGCAGCAUCAAAUAGAUAAUCAGUUAUUUGCAAGCCAGACAGUGUUUGAGAGACAGCAACAAGCCUCCUCUCCGAUCCUUCACCGUGUCACAAGUCAGGCAAUGCAGACCAAGUAUGAGAAGGCAACCCAAGAAAGCAACACACAGUAUGAACUCAAACAAACAGACACUGACACGUUGUAUGAGCUGAAGACGAACGAAACAACAACACAGUAUGAAAUGACAAUGCACAGUACUGAUACUCAGACACCUGGAUAUCCUAUUCCUGUUGAAGAUGCUAUUCUGCGAGAGAUCGUUUCUCCCGUCCAGCAUGCAGCACCACAAAUGCCUUCACCUAAAACUGACAGUUCAAGUCAGUAUGAAAGGAACAUGGUCAGUGCCAUGAUCCAAUAUGAUCUAAAGAUGCAGGAAAGUUCCAUCCAACACCAACUGAAUGGGCAAGAUGGAGCUACACAGUAUAACAUUCAACAGGAGGAAUCUACAACACAAGCUGUCAUAGAGAACCAGCUGUUUACCAGCCAGACCGAACUUGAGACUCAACAGCAAGCUUCAUCUCCAAUCCUUCAUCGUGUUACCAGUCAGGCACUUCAGACUCCUCAACCCAAAGGAAUCCAGAAGAGUGAUGGGUUGACACAAUACGAACUUAAACGGGAUGACAUGUCAACCCAGUCUGAAGUAAAGAAAGAAGAUUCUACAAGCCAACAUGUAUUCAAACAAGAUGACAAAGUUACACACUAUGAUAUUGUCGGGCAAGAAGGUUCCACACAGUACGAAAAGAAAGAUGGAGACGUGUCAACGCAACAUGUCAUGAAGGGGCAAGAUAUCACAACUCAAUCUGGAGUUGCCCUUCAAGAAACUACAACUCAACAUGAAGCAACCUUGAAGGAUACACCCACCCAACAUAGAGUGGACAUGAAAGACUCUCCAUCACAAAGUGGUAUCAAGAUCUCGCAUAUGGCGGCGUCUCCUAUUCUUCGAGCAAAAUCAAGCCAGAUUAUGCAAACACCACAUAGCUUGAAGGAUGGGGAGAGUCAAUAUGAGAGUAGAACAAUUGACGGAACAAGUCAAUAUGACAGAUCGGGUGAAAGUACAGCCACUCAAUAUGAUAUGAGAGGUAGUGAGAAUACAACUCAAUACCAGAAGGAUGUCCAAGAUGUUCUUACAGAAUAUGUGAUGGACCGACAAGACAGAGAAACACAGCAUGAGAUUGAGAGUCAGUUAUUUGCAAAUCAAACUGAAUUUGAGUCUCAACAACAAGCCUCAUCGCCGAUCCUUCGUCGUGUCCUCAGUCAGGCACUUCAGACGCCUAAGCCAACAGGAGUUCAGAAGAGCGAUGGGUUGACACAGUACGAGCUUAAGCAGGAUGACUCAUCAUCACAAUUCGUGAUAACUGCUGCUUCUGUCCCUACUCAAUAUGAGACUCCGACAGCUGAUGGAACUACACAGUAUAUAAGUCAAUUUGGAGAGAGGUCAACCCAAUACGACGCAAAGAAAACUGACACUAUGACGCAGCACCAAGGAAGUCAACAGGAUGCAUCAAGUCAGCAUGAAAGGCCUGUUACUGAUGGAACAAGUCAGUAUGUCAGAACAUGCGAGAGUGCUUCAACCCAAUACGAUAUCGGAGGCAUUGACAGUACAUCUCAGUAUCUGACGGAGGUACAAGAUGGUACUACAGAGUAUCUGUUUGAGAGACAGCAACAAGCCUCCUCUCCGAUCCUUCACCGUGUCACAAGUCAGGCAAUGCAGACCAAGUAUGAGAAGGCAACCCAAGAAAGCAACACACAGUAUGAACUCAAACAAACAGACACUGACACAGUGUACGAGCUGAAGACAAACGAAACAACAACACAGUAUGAAAUGACAAUGCACAGUUCAGAUACUCAGACACCCGGAUAUCCUAUUCCUGUUGAAGAUGCUAUUCUGCGCGAAGUUGUUUCUCCUGUCCAGUAUGCAGCACCACAAAUGCCAUCACCUAAAACUGACAGUUCAAGUCAGUACAUAAGGAAGAUGGACAGUACUAUGAUCCAAUAUGAUCUAAAGAUGCAGGAAAGUUCAAUCCAACACCAAACGAAUGAGCAAGAUGGAGCUACACAGUAUGACAUUCUACAUCAAGACAUUACAACGCAGUCUAUUGCAGAAAACCAGCUGUUUGCCAGUCAAACUGAACUUGAGACACAACAGCAAGCUUCAUCUCCAAUCCUUCGUCGUGUUACCAGCCUGGCACUUCAGACUCCUAAACCUACAGGAGUUCAGAAGAGCGAUGGAUUGACACAGUACGAGCUUAAACAGGGUGAUUCAUCCUCACAGUUCGUUCCACAGCAGAAAGAUGGUUCUUCCCAGUUUGUGCUCUCUGCUGCUUCUGUCCCAACUCAAUACCAGACUUCAACAGUUGAUAGCACUUCACAGUAUGUAAGGCAAGAUGGAGACAGGUCAACCCAAUACGACCAAAAGAAGACGGAUACUGUAAUCCAGUACGAGAGUCACCAACAGGAUGGAACAUGUCAGCAUGAAAUGGCUGUUACUGAUGCCAGUAGUCAACAUGACAGAAUAGGCGAGAGUGCUAUGUCCCAGUAUGAUUUCAAGGGUAUUGAUAGUACAACUCAGUACCAGAGAGAUGUACAAGACGGUAAAACAGAAUAUGUCAAGGACCAACAAGAGAGAACAACUCAGCAUGAGGUGAAGAGUGAGAUGUUUGAAAGUCAAACUGUUUAUGACACACAGCAACAAGCUUCAUCUCCUAUUCUUCGUCGUGUCACCAGUCAGGCACUCCAAACUCCUAAGACCACAGAAGUCCAGAAGAAUGAUGGGUUGACACAAUAUGAACUUAAACAUGAUGACGUGUCCACCCAGCUUGGAGUCCAAACAUUAGAGUCAACAAGCCAAUACAUGCAGGAGCAAAAACAUGCUGUGACACACUAUGAUAUUGUCGGGCAAGAAGGUUCCACACAGUACGAGAAGAAGGAUGAAGACAUGUCAACGCAACAUGAUGUGAAGGGACAGGACACCACAACUCAAUCUAGAGUUGCCCUUCAAGAAACUACGACUCAACAUGAAUCAAUCUUGAAGGAUACACCUACGCAACAUGGAGCUGAUAUGAUAGACGUUCCAACACAGUCAUUAAUAGAAAACCAGCUUUUUGCCAGCCAGACCGAACUUGAGACACAGCAGCAAGCUUCAUCUCCAAUCCUUCGUCGUGUCACCAGUCAGGCACUCCAGACUCCUAAGCCUACAGAAAUCCAGAAGAACGAUGGGUUGACACAAUAUGAACUUAAAAAUGAUGACGUGUCCACCCAGCUUGGAGUCAAGACAGAAGAGUCAACAAGUCAAUGCGUACAGGAACAAGAACACGCUGAGACGCACUACGAAAACAUUGGGCAAGAGAUUUCGACACAAUAUGAGAAGAAGGAUGAAGAUGUGUCAACGCAACAUGAUGUGAAGGGACAGGAUAUCACAACUCAAUCAAGAGUCACCCUUCAAGAAGCAGACACUCAACAUGAAGCAAUCUUGAAGGAUACACCCACCCAGCAUGGAGCGGACAUGAAAGACGCACUAACACAAAAAGAUGUCAAGAUCUCGCAUACGGCAGCGUCUCCUAUUCUUCGAGCAAAAUCAAGCCAGAUUAUGCAAACACCACAUAGCUUGAAGGAUGGGGAGAGUCAAUAUGAGAGUAGUACAAUUGAUGGAACAAGUCAAUAUGAUAGAACAGGUGAAAGUUCAGUGACUCAAUAUGAUAUCACAGGUGUAGAAGGUGCAACACAGUAUCAACGAAAUGUACAGGAUGGUGUAACAGAAUAUGUGACAGAACGAGAGGAAAAGCCAACCCAAUAUGAAAUAGAGAACCAAUUAUUUGCAAGCCAGACCGAACUUAAGACUCAGACUCAAUCUUCCUCUCCGAUCCUUCGCCGUAUCAACAGUCAGGCACUUCAGACGCCUAAACCCACUGGAGUUCAGAAGAGUGAUGGAUUGACACAGUACGAGGUUAAGCAGGGCGAUUCAUCAUCACAGUUUGUUCCGCAGCAGAAAGAUGGUUCUUCCCAGUUUGUGCUCUCUGCUGUUUCUGCUCCAACCCAAUAUGAGAGUUCAACAAUUGAUGCGAAUUCUCAGUAUGGAAAGCAAGAUGAACACAGGUCAACACAGCAUGACCAGACGAAGGCAGAUACUAUGACGCAGUACGAGAUCCAUCAACAAGAUGGAUCAAGCCAGCAUGAGAGGGUUGUCACUGAAGGAACUAGUCAAUAUGAUAGAAUAGGUGAAAGUGCUGAGACCCAGUACGAUAUCAAGGUAUUGACAGUACAUCCCAGCACCAGAGAGAGGUACAAGACGGUGUUACCGAAUAUGUCAAAGACCAACAAGAGAGGCCCACUCAGUACGAGUUAG
This is a messenger RNA of Strongylocentrotus purpuratus (purple sea urchin), 6597 nucleotides long. RefSeq lists its product as uncharacterized. The record is from RefSeq and is a predicted model, not a curated record. The transcript has a single exon. The coding region runs from base 1 to 6597 and encodes 2198 amino acids. Lineage: Eukaryota; Metazoa; Echinodermata; Echinoidea; Camarodonta; Strongylocentrotidae.